AAGGACAAAAUUUUAAAAGUAUUUAGGUAUCUACUAUUGAGCUUUUGAAAAUCCCAGUAGAUGCCUGUCCGUACCUUUUAGUUGCUAAAUACUUAAAAUCUUGCCCUAAAAGCAAUUAAUUCCAUUCACUUCAGAAGGACUAGUCACAUAAGUAAGACUUUUGGUAUUGGGCCCUAAAUCUGUUUUUUCCAAGAAUUUAAUUUGCAAGAUAUCUUACGUAACUUUCAAUCCUAGGUGCACAUCUGUGACUUCACUACAUCAUCAUUUUAAAAAGGCAUGUAAUCCAUAGACCUAUACUAUGAACUCUUCUGACUGCACACUUUGCUGAAUACAUAUUUAAGUUAAAAAUGAGAAUUUCCCCAAAUUAAGAAAAUAUAAUACCGUUAAAGACUCAGUUGAGUCAUAACUGUGCUUAUUUGUAAAAAAUCCUUUUUUCUUUCAGUGUCACCAAGGCCCUGAUUCUGCUAGCUAUUGCACCUGGUCAGAUAUUUGUGUUUGUGCAAAGCCCAUAUUAUAGGAUCAGGGCCAUAGUACAACCAAUGGGAGUUAAAUACGUAUAAAGCUAAGCACACGUGUAAAUGCUUGGAAGAUGUGGUCUUCAAGGCUUACUCAAAUGAGGUCCAGGAUCAGGUCCUUACUGUUACAGUAUUUAAUUAUAAAACAUUAUUACCACAGCUAAAUUAUUUGAGGUUCUAGAGAGAUUUUAUGGCCAUCUCAUCAAAAGAACUGAAAAGGAGAUCAGAGACUACAAUUGCCACCAGGCAGACAGCUAAGAGGGGUGUAGAGGAUUAAGUGGAAAAGAGAAGAAUCCUUAGCUGCUUGAAGUAUGUAUAUUGUUUAUGGCUUUUAGGUACUCCCAGUAGUGAUGGGGAAGCUUUAUAUGAAUUUUUAAAAAAGAAAAUUAAGCAAACUUUGUUUUGUGGCUCUUCAAGCCUGGUUUAACAAUUUAAUCUCAUCUGUACAUAUGCGUAAACAUUAUGCCAAAAACUGAAAAAACCAAGAGAAAUUACUAUAAAUCAAACCUACUCCUCAUGUAUUUUUAUAGCAAUGAAAAGCCUCUAAUUCUCUUUAUAUGCAUGCCUACUAUUUCCAAGAGCCAGUACAUUUUAAAGCACUUGGCCACUAUCUCUCCACAAAUCUAUUUGAAUGUCCCUAGUUUUUUGCCCCCCAAUGUCCCUAUUUACAGCUUCAGGUAGUUGAAAGACUAUAAACACCUCCAAUUUGUGCUGGGAGCGAGGCAAGCAAGUAAAAAGAACAAUAGAAGCGAGAGAAGGUAGUAUUCAAAGGCAAGAAGAGUAAAAAUUGAGUCAUCUGUCCAGUUCUCUCCAAACGCUGUGUGGCCACCGUUUUUAAGAGUCAAGUAUCAGGGGGUAGCCGUGUUUGUCUGUAUCCACAAAAAGAACGAGUUUUUUUAAUCCACCAAAGCUUAUGGCCAAAUACAGCUGUUAGUCUUUAAGGUGCCAGGGGACUCCUUGUCGUUUUUAAGAAUGGCUGCCUAAAUAUGCCAGUCUAGAUUUUUAUAUAGGUUUGCAGAAUUCCCACAGCCCCGUUCGCAGGUGAAAAUGCUGCUUUCUUUGCUCUGUGAGAGGGGAUCCCGGAUCAUGGGACCAGCGCGUGUAGGCAGGGGGCCCAGUCCGAGUAAGAGCUGUGAGCCGCGAACACACCUCGGGCCGCCAGCCUGUGUAAGAGUCCGGAGGAACUGAGCCGGGGAGCCCGCGGAACUACUCUAGCUAGGGGGUGCCACGCCAGACGCUACCCGGCGGGCGCUGUAACCCACCCGCGGGGAUUCGCGCUCUUGAGCGCACCCCGGCCCUGGAGCGGCCCGAACUAGGGCUGGCGGCGCGCGCGCUCCCGUUUCCUCAGCCUGGCAGGCCAACCACCGCUACUGUGCGGCGGCCGUUAGAGUCCAACCGCUCUUUAGGCGCGUGCCGCCGCCGCUUCCGCGCACGCCGUGUGCAGCUGCAGGAGGGAGCAGGGAGGGCUCCGUCCCGUUCUCCCCCUCCCCCUCCGGGGUCCUGCCAGCCGCCGCCGUUGCAGCCGGUGGGCGCGCGGAGGCGAUAGCGAGUCCCCAGUGCCGAGCCGCCUCGCGCAGAGACUUUUUACCUUCUCUCGCUUUCCCCGUCGUUACCCACCAUGCUCCGGACUCCGCCGCUCGGUCGGGGAGAGGAGCCCGCGGCUGACCCGAGAGCCUGUCCCCGACGGAGAUGAGGGAGGCAGCGCCGAGCAGAAGGAGACGGAGCUGACUAGACCCACGCUCUCCCCACACCACCAUGAGGGAAGAGAGAGAAGCCGUCGCCUCCCAGCAUGGACCUAGCAAACUCCCCCAGCAGCCGCCGCAGGACGGCGGCGGGGUGGCUGCCCCCCUGGCCCGCCCCGGGAGCGGCCCGGAGAGCCUGCGGAACGGCUAUGUGAAGAGCUGCGUGACCCCCCUGAGGCAGGACCCCCCCAGGGGCUUCCUCUCCCUGCUGCUGCUCCCCGCCGCCCCCCCUCGGGCUCUGCUCAGCCUGGGCGCCCUGGCCGCCUUUGUCCUCUCGCUCCUGCUCUCCUACGGCCGGAGCAGCCCCUGGGGCCAGCAGGGAGAGAGCGGCUGGCGGGGCCCUUCGGCGCUGCGCACCCUGCUGGGACUGUCCCACUGCCUCAGUCCCCUCUUCAGCAUCGCCUGUGCCUUCUUCUUCCUCACCUGCUACCUGGCCCGGGGCAAGCGCGAGGAGCCCGGCGGCGGCGGCGGCACCGGCACCAGCCUCUGGUGGCUGCUGGCUCUGCCGCUCUGCUGUUACUCUGGGGACUUCGUGGCGCUGCAGUGGUUGUUACCCGCCGAAGGGCACCGAGACUCGCCGCAGGGCCCCGCCGAGCUGCAGAUGGUGGCAGGCCGGCUGCUGACCGUGCUGGGCUCGGUGGCGGUGCUGACCCUGCUGCAGAGCACCCUGAAACUCCGCCGAAGCCUCCUGGUCUUAGUCUUCUCCAGCCUGGUCUGGCUGGUCUCGCUCACCAGCCUCAGCUCGCUGCCCCCAAGCCUCAGACCGCUGCUGGCCGGCUCAGUCGGCAUGGCCGGCUGCCUCCUGGCAUUGCUGGGUUGGCAGCGCCGCAUCUUCUCCGCUCAGAGUCAGGGAGCGCAGCACCAGCAUCACCACCCGCGGCUUCCCAGCGUGGAGGAGAAAGUGCCUGUGAUCAGACCCAGGAGGAGGUCUAGCUGUGUGUCCUUAGGGGAAACGCCAACCAGCUACUACGGCAGCUGCAAAAUGUCCAGGAGACCCUCGUUGCCUUGUAUUUCCAGAGAACAGAUGAUUCUUUGGGACUGGGAUUUGAAACAGUGGUAUAAACCCCAUUAUCAGAAUGCUGGCAGUGGAAGUGGAGUUGAUCUUUCAGUACUAAAUGAGGCUCGCAACAUGUUAUCAGACCUCUUGAUCGAUCCAGCCCUUCCCCCACAUGUGAUUUCUUCCCUUCGAAGCAUAAAUAGUUUGAUGGGUGCUUUCUCUGGCUCAUGCAGGCCAAAGGCUAACCCGUUCACACCGUUUCCUGGCUUUUACCCAUGCCCUGAAAUGGAGGACACAGCUGAAAAAGGAGAUCGAAAGCUGCACAAGGGAUUAAAUAGCAGGAAUAGUUUACCAACACCACAGUUGAGACGAAGUUCAGGAGCUUCUGGUCUGCCACCUAUUGAACAGUCAUCUUCUAGGUGGGAACGCAAUAAUGGCAAGAGACCUCAUCAAGAAUACAAUACUUCAAGCCAAGGAUCCCAUCCAAACGGGCCUUUCAGUACAAAUCUACUGACAAUACCAAAACAAAGGUCAUCUUCGGUGACAUUGACUCAUCAUAUAGGUCCCAGACGAACUGGUACUUCCUCUAGCCUGAGUCCUGUUGGUUCAUCUAGUCAUGGGUCUAUCUCCAGUGGGUCCCUUGUCAGUCGGUCACCUGUAGAAUUUCCUGAUACUGCUGAUUUUCUUACUAAGCCAAGUGUUAAUUUACAUAAACCUCUGGGAUAUACAUUUAAUUCUCCAGAUUUUCAGCAACAAGUUAAAGCUUCUACAAGCUAUACUUGUAACAGCUGUGGACAUCAACUUCUCAAGCGUGUUUCAACAUCACAGUCAGAGUCUGGGGCAGAAUAUCAAGGCAGAAAAUCAGGUGAAGAUGGAACCACUGGUAUUUCAAAAGAGUCAGUCCACCAUACAGAAGGACGGAAAGAUGAAAGAAAAGAAAGUAGAGACUGCAGAAAAAUGUUGAUAGAAAGUGACAAUCAGCAAAUGGCUCAAACACAGAAUAACCAGCAAUCUGAUGUGGAACAAGAUCCUUCUUUAGAACUGAUGAUAACAGAAGAUCAUGAAUCAUUAAUGGAGAAGAUGAACAACUGGAAUUUCCAAAUUUUUGAUGUAGUGCAAAAAAUGGGAGACAAGUCUGGAAGGAUCCUUAGCCAGGUGACAUACACCUUGUUCCAAGACACUGGCUUGUUUGAAAUUUUCAAAAUUCCAACACAAGAAUUCUUGAAUUACUUUUGUGCACUAGAAAAUGGCUACCGAGAUAUUCCCUAUCACAAUCGUGUACAUGCCACAGAUGUUCUUCAUGCAGUAUGGUAUCUCACAACACGGCCCAUUCCUGGGUUUCAGCAAAUUCACAGUGAUCAUAUAAUGGAAAGUGACAUGGAUGCAGAGAGUGAUAUUGCCCCUGGUCGAGUCAGUUAUAUUUCUUCAAAGAGCUGCUCUAUUGUUGAUGACAACUAUGGAUGCAUGGCAUCAAACAUUCCUGCCCUGGAGUUGAUGGCUCUGUAUGUAGCAGCUGCCAUGCAUGAUUAUGAUCAUCCAGGUCGUACAAAUGCUUUUCUAGUUGCUACAAAUGCACCUCAGGCUGUGCUCUACAAUGACAAAUCAGUCCUAGAAAACCAUCAUGCUGCUUCUGCAUGGAAUCUCUUUUUAUCUCGACCAGAAUACAACUUUCUACCUAAUCUUGAUCAUGUGGAAUUCAAACGGUUUCGUUUCUUAGUGAUAGAAGCAAUCCUUGCAACAGAUCUCAAGAAACAUUUUGAUUUCCUUGCUGAAUUUAAUGCCAAGGUCAAUGAUAUAAACAGUCACGGUAUAGAAUGGAACAAUGAGAAUGACCGCCUGCUCGUUUGUCAAAUAUGCAUCAAAUUGGCAGAUAUUAACGGCCCAGCAAAAGUUAGAGGUCUGCACCUGAAAUGGACAGAAGGCAUUGUUAAUGAAUUUUAUGAGCAGGGUGAUGAAGAAGCAAGCCUUGGAUUACCUAUCAGCCCCUUCAUGGACCGUUCUUCUCCUCAACUUGCAAAAUUACAAGAAUCUUUUAUUACUCACAUAGUUGGCCCCCUUUGUAAUUCCUGUGAUGCAGCUGGCUUGCUUCCAGGCCGAUGGCUUGAUGCAGAGGAGGAUGAUAUAGAAAGUGCUGAAGAUGAAAAUGGAGAAGAAAUAGAGAGUGAAGAUGAAGAAAUGGAAGAUGAUUUUGGUCAAAAACUACAAAGAAAAAAAGGCAGAAGGCGAAUAUUUUGCCAGCUAAUGCACCAUCUGAGUGAAAAUCACAAAAUAUGGAAGAAUGUGAUCGAAGAAGAAGAAAAAAAUAAAGCUGAAGGGAGUAAACUGCAGCCAGAUAACUCAUCCUUACCUCAAACAGAUGAAAUUCAGGUUAUUGAGGAAGCAGAUGAAGAAGAGGAACGACAGCUAGGAGAGGAGAAAUCAUGUUGAGAAGAUUUCAAACUGAUGUAUAAUACAAUAGCAGAAAGCAUAUAUUCAGUUUUCACUGUGCUGACUAUGGACUAACACAGUUAACAUGCAGUUGAAAGGCCUUAAUACUGUGAGAGGAUUCUUGCUGCUCUAGCAGAAUCCCACUCCUAUGCACUUUCACCACAUGGAAUAUAAAACUUUAUGCAAAGAUUGACUAUCGUAUACCAUCAUGCAAAGUUCUCCUUGCCCUUCUUGGUGUACAAAUACCUUAAUAUAAUGCUGCCUUGCUGAAUUCAGAGCUCUUAUUUUCCAUGAGGUACCUCCAGUUUUAAAGAAAAUUCAGUGACUUCAUUUACCAAAGUGGCCAGAACUUUUUACUUAUGUGGAAACGUUGGGUAGAUCCUAAUAAUAUUUUGAGAUUUGUACUUCAUGUUAUUUUUGAACAUGAAUAUAAAAAGGAAGUCUGUGCCUGUAUGAAAACCAAUAUUAAUGUUGCAGUACAAACCUGAUUGGGGGUCUUUACUCAGUGCAAUGGUUUACCUAAUGCAGUUAUCUCAGAUUGGUUUAACCAUUUGAUGACUGUGAAACAAAAGCUAAAUUCUAAUUUUUGUGGUUUAAAAAAAUCCCAGGUGCAUCUGUUUCUGAUGCUUUUUACUGUUGUGCAUAAUAUGCCGUUUUUAUUUUUGCUGAAAAUAUUCAGGUUUGCAAUGGGUAUUCAUGACAGUUGUUGAAUACAAGGCUCUCAUUAUAUAUUGCCUUGCUGUUCUGUGGUAGAACAUUUUAAAAACUGUUCAAUUAUUUUAAUUAUGAAGGGAUUUUAUUUUUAGUCAAUAAUGCUAUAUGUUCCACUCUUACUCAGGAUUCAUGUUAAAAAAAUGUUAAUUUACCACACAGCAGAUUUUAUAUAAUUUAAAAUCCUGCACCAAUGUUAGAUGUUAAUUUUUUGAGGAAAAUAAGAUCAUAAUUCAUUUAUUCUUUGUACGUAGAACUUCAGGAGAAUUAAAGUUUCGGGUUUUGUUUUUUGUUUUUUUUAAAAGCUAUUGUUUCAAAAUGGCAAGUGUUCCCAGCCCCUAUAAAAUCAUGCAUAGAUACGUACCACAAAACAUAGUGUAAACCACUCAUGCUAGAGAUAAACAACUUAAAAACUUUUUACUACUGUUUUGAAAGAACAUGCAUACAUUGAAUAAAGAAUGUAUUACAGUGUUGUCAUUGGAAUGUCACCAUCUCUAUAUGUCCCAUAUUUUAGUGCACUUUAAUCUUUCAUUUUCCAUAAUACACACAUCAUAUAUUUCCUUGAAUCAGAUGUACAUCCUGGCCAGUACAUAUAGAAUGCAGAACAUGACUACUAUGUAUUUGUAAUACCCCACAGCAGUGUAAAUACAGUUACUGUAUUACAGAAUACAUAGGGGUUUAGGUGUUUAAGUGAGAAGUCUAAACAUUUCACAGAAGUUAUCAGGACAAGUAUCAUUGUGAGGAUAAUUGCAAAGAAACUGCAUAAACUAGUUAGGCUGCAAAUAUGUAAUUUUCUUAUGCAAACAGUAAACUACACUAAUUUUAAAUGAGUACCUUUUAAUAUCAAACAAGUCUUUACAUUCUGCACAGUGAAUAAAUUCAGACAUUUGUUUUUGUUAAUCUUGCAGACUGUAUCUAAAUUUAUCUCUGUGUAUACCUUCAUCUCAAUUGAGUAAAAAAAUGUAAUCUUCUUAAGAUAAACUUAGUGUAAACCAUUAUGUUAUACAUCACAUUUUGUUAUGAUUUUUAAUCUAAUUUUGUACAAUUGGCCAAUCUAAAUUACUAGAAAUGGGAGCUCUGAGUUGUUUUUGUCUCAGACACUUGUGUUAUUUAUUAUAGAGAGCCAGUGCCAAAUUCCCCUGCUACUGCUAUCAUUGCUACCACCACAUCUUUUGUAACACCUAAGCAGUGUUCCCACCAAAUAUUUCUGCCGGUAAUAAAAUUUAGAAAAUGUAAGUUGA
Molecule: messenger RNA, 7633 nt
Organism: Gopherus evgoodei (Goodes thornscrub tortoise)
Lineage: Eukaryota; Metazoa; Chordata; Testudines; Testudinidae
Gene: PDE3B
Product: phosphodiesterase 3B
Exons: 16
Coding region: 2271-5681 (1136 amino acids)
Biological process (GO): signal transduction
Cellular component (GO): membrane
Molecular function (GO): protein kinase B binding; 3',5'-cyclic-AMP phosphodiesterase activity
Source: RefSeq, a predicted model, not a curated record